GUUCUAUGCUCAAGCUAAUUCUGUGAUAUUGUUAAGAUAUAUCUUUGAUAAGUAUCUUUUCAGAGUGCUUGUUAGCCAUAAGAUUCUAGGAUAUUUACCAACUAAGCCCGAGUAAUAUUCCACUUUGGAAUACUUCAAAGGAUAACAUAGAACUUCUCAUCAGACACAGUGUUCGACUCCUCUAUGAAAGUGAAGUUUCAACUACUUUGAACUCCAUUAUGGUCAAUAUAAAAGCUGGGGGAAGUCGCCAUUUGGAAGUUCAGGACUAAAUUGCGUUCCCUGUCUAUUGAAAAAGCAGCCCAUCCUUAUCGAGCAGGCGGGGUCAUCCGAUAAGCCUUUAAACUCCAACGCCCCUCCACUUCAUUCUUCUCUACUUCCUGAAUAUCUUAGAAAUGGCCCCAUCACGCACAUCUCCAGAGCCAAGCCUGGCAAAGUCAGAGCAAGGCCUCACAAAAGAACAACUUACAACCUUCAAUCGGGAUGGCUACCUUAUUCUUCCCGACGCCCUCUCACCAGAAACCGUAUCCGCCCUCCUGAAAGAAACCCACUCCUUGCUAGAUAACUUCUCUCUCGACGAUCAUCCAAUGACCAAAUUCUCCACUGGAGAAAGCAGUGAACAUGUCGGUGAUGACUACUUCCUAACAUCCGGGAACAAGAUCCGAUUCUUCUUCGAAGAAGACGCAUUCGAUGCCUCCGGAAACCUCACGAAACCCAAAGCCCUUGCAAUAAACAAAAUAGGCCACUACCUUCACGCGCUCUCUCCGCCAUUCGCUGCCCUCCUGUCCCCACAAUCAACCCACUCCCCAUCCGCCAUUGCUCACUCCCUCGGUUUCCGCACCCCGCAAUGUCUUCAAAGCAUGAUUAUCUGCAAACAACCAGAGAUAGGCGGAGCUGUACCUCCACAUCAAGACUCGACAUUUUUAUACACCGAUCCGCCAAGUGCAGUAGGUUUCUGGUACGCGCUUGAGGAUGCGACAGUUGAGAACGGAUGUCUGAGUUUCUUACCCGGGAGCCACAAGAUGAGUGAAGUGGAGAAGAGAUUUGUCAGAAAAGCUGGUGGAGGGGGCACGGAAUUUAUAGAGAAUGAGGGAAGGAGAUUUCCUCUGGGCAAGGAAUUUGGGAAGGUCGAGGGAGAGAAGGAGGGAGAAUAUGUGCUUGGAGAAGUAAAGGCGGGCAGUUUGGUAUUGAUACAUGGGAAUUUGCUGCAUAAGAGUGAGAAGAAUACAAGUCAGAAGGGAAGGAUUAUAUACACAUUCCAUUGCAUUGAAGGCGAUGGGGCUGUUUACGAUGAAAGAAAUUGGUUACAGCCACCAGAAGGAGGCUUCACCAAGUUAUAAAUGUAGACAUAGACAGUUCACGAUGAGUUACAGCACUGUAUUUUGCAUUGAUUAUUGUAUUGAGAAGACUAUGAGCUGUAGCUAGCCCACGCUCCAAGCUCUU
Messenger RNA from Mollisia scopiformis, 1440 nucleotides. RefSeq names its product phytanoyl-CoA dioxygenase. The record is from RefSeq and is a predicted model, not a curated record. The transcript is spliced from 2 exons. NCBI's taxonomy places the organism in Eukaryota, Fungi, Ascomycota, Leotiomycetes, Helotiales, Mollisiaceae. Bases 393 to 1337 code for a protein of 314 amino acids.